UGGCCGGUCCACACUCGCUUGGCCUCCUUUCGUCUCGCCUCGGGGGCAAUCUAGGUAGCAAUCUAGGUAGCAAUCCAUCCGUCAGGCCAAGUUCUUGUGUAUGACCGGGAUUGGCGAAGCGUUGGACUAAAUCCCAACGGCCGGACUGGACAGUCUCGCCAGUCGUGUAUUUCUAGGGCCUGCUGCCUCUGGUAGGCAGGAUAAGCCAAGCUGGCGAUUGGUGUCGCCGUCAUACGCCAAGCGCCAUAAGCUUGACGAACCAAGGAUUUGGCACCAGCGUCCCGUCUCCGCCCGUGGCGCGAGAUAUAUACGUACGUGUAGAGGGAGCUAGAGGAGGACUCUCGAAGCCCCAAACCCGCUCUCAACUCGUGCUUAUCUACCAACCAAGGUGUCUGCCGUCAGAGCAGUACGUGCAGAGACAAGGAUCCUGCUUCCUCGUUUUCAUCUUCCUCGACCAGACCGACUUCUGCUCUCCCCUAUCCUUCGCCUCCCAUGCUGGCCCCCACCAUCAAACGGACCUGGCGGCCAUGGCGGCCUGCCUCGCUGGUCUUCGUCGGACUGGUGACGUACGCCAUCUCGUGGCGUCAAGGCCAGAGGUCUACGUCAACCCUCCUCACCACCUUCUCGGGCGCAUGGCUGGCCCUGUUCGCCGUCUGGGCCAUCUGGAUGAACCAGCUCUACCCCAAACUCUUCUCGCCGCUCAGGCACCUCCCGGGGCCAAAGGACAACAGUUUUUGGAACGGCCAGCAGGCCCGGAUUGCCAAGGAGCCGACUGGCGCGCCCAUGACGGAUUGGCUCAAUUCCAUCCCCAACGAUGGCUUCAUCCGCUACCUGUCGAUUCUCAACAUCGAGCGCCUGGCGCCGACGAGCGCCAAGGCGCUGCAAGAGAUCCUCGUGACGAAGAAUUACGACUUUGAGAAGCCCGAGGACUUCAGGCACACCAUCGGCCGCAUCCUAGGCGUCGGCAUCCUGCUGGCCGAGGGCGACGAGCACAAGGCGCAGAGGCGGGCGCUGAACCCGGCAUUUGGCUUCCGCCACAUCAAGGACCUGGUGCCCGUCUUCUGGAGCAAGUCGGUCGAGUCGGUGCUCGCCAUGACGGCCCAGAUCGACGCCGACGCCGAUGCCGACGCCGACGCGCCCGGCCCGCGGACGGCCAGGCUGGAGGCGAGCGGCUGGGCGUCGCGCGCAACGCUGGACAUCAUCGGCGUGGCGGGCCUCGGGCGCGACUUUGGCGCCAUCGCGAACCCGGACACGGAGCUCACCAGGACGUACAACAACCUGUUCAAGCCCUCGCGCCAGGCCCAGAUCCUCGGCAUGCUCGGCCUCAUCAUCGGCGGCUGGGCCGUGUCAAUGCUGCCGAUAUCGCGCAACAACGACAUCCAGGCGUCGUCCAAGCUCAUCCGGGCCACGUGCCGCGACCUGAUCCGCGAGAAGCAGGCCAAGCUGAACGAGCGCAAGAAGGACGAGACCGGCGACGGCGACGCGGCGGGCCCCAGGGACGUGGACAUCCUCUCGGUCGCGCUCGAGAGCGGGGGCUUCAGCGAGGAGAACCUGGUGGACCAGCUGAUGACGUUCCUGGCGGCCGGGCACGAGACGACGGCGUCGGCCAUGACGUGGGCCGUCUACCUCCUUUCGGUCAACCCGGGGGUGCAGAGCCGGCUGCGGGCCGAGGUGAGGGCGCGGCUGCCGGCGCCGGGGUCCGACGGCGCGGCGGCGGCGUCGCCGUCGCCGGUGACGUCGGUCGACAUCGACCGCAUGCCCUACCUCAACGCCGUCUGCCUCGAGAUCCUACGAUACUUCGCCCCCGCGCCCAACACGCUGCGCGUGUCCAACAAGGACACGACGGUGCAGGGCCAGUUCGUGCCCAAGGGGACCCGCGUCAUGCUCGUCAUCAGCGCGCUCAACAAGUCGACGGCGCUGUGGGGGCCCGACGCCGGCAGCUUCAACCCGGACCGCUGGCUGGACCCGGUCCCUGGGGGCGGCGGCGAGGCGUACGUAGUCAACAACAACGGCGGGGCGGCGAGCAACUUCGCGCUCAUGACGUUCCUGCACGGGCCCAGGAGCUGCAUCGGCAGCGCCUUCGCCCGGGCCGAGUUCGCGUGCCUGCUGGCCGCCUGGGUCGGCCGGUUCGAGUUCUCGCUCCAGCACGCCGAGGAGAUGGACGAGAAGAAUGUGGACAUCAAGGGCGGCAUCACGCAGCGCCCCGCCAACGGCAUGCGCGUGUGGGCGAGGGUCAUGGAGGGCUGGUAGGGAGGGUCUGGCAUCGCCUGCUGCGUUGUAUCCCUCGUGGUGUCAUUCACUUUGGGCUACACUCCUUGCUCUCAGUUUUGGUUUUGCUGUCUACCUAGUCCAGUAGAGGGUAGAUGACACACUCCUUGCUCUGGAUAUCUACCAUCAAAUGUUCAAGAACGGUCUUAGCUUUGGGGUUCACAACACCAAGAACUUUUUGAUAUAUCGAAUAUAUAUGAAACCACCCUUUCGGAACUGG
Messenger RNA from Gaeumannomyces tritici R3-111a-1, 2488 nucleotides. Its product is annotated as cytochrome P450 97B3. The record is from RefSeq and is a predicted model, not a curated record. The coding region runs from base 493 to 2250 and encodes 585 amino acids. Gene Ontology annotation, molecular function: monooxygenase activity; iron ion binding; heme binding. The transcript has a single exon. NCBI's taxonomy places the organism in Eukaryota, Fungi, Ascomycota, Sordariomycetes, Magnaporthales, Magnaporthaceae.